GUCAGAUACAUGCUGUGGUAGGAUUCCACUAGGGGAUUCUAGUCCAGAAACUACCUGCCUAACUAAUGAGUGGAUCAGAUCCUGCUGAUGAUAGAGUUGACAAUAGGAAACUUACACGUUUGGAAGCAUUAAGGGUUCCGCACGUGUUCAGGACCUUGGACGAGGGAGAAGAAAGACGGCUUCGUGCCGAACGUAGAGCCCGUGCUCUAGCAGCAGGACUACAGGAAGCAAACAGAGUAGCAAGAGAGCGGGCAACAGCAGCCAGAGCAGCAGCAAUGGCUAAUGGUACCAGCUCUGCUGCGUCAUCGUCUGCGUCCUCGUCAGGGACUUGUGGGCCUCAGUUGGGAAUGCCACUAAGUUCCACGAGUUCCUCGGGCACUUCCGGUUCAACAGGGUCUAGACAGUUUUCUAGUCAAAUGGCGGGCUCGCAGUUCAGCCCGUUGACUCCAUGUGAGAGGGAGCUCAGAGAGAUCCAGCAGGUCGAAAGGCUCCGCCAGCAGUUAGAGGAGGAUCUGAAGAAAGCAACCGAUAGAGAAAAAGAGAUAAAAAAUAGAGCAACCAGACUUGAUACGUUAGAGUCUGACAAGGCUGCGUUAGAGGCAUUCGACGAAUCGAGUUUGUCUGACACCCUGAAAGUGUUGAGGGACAACAUGUUGUCACUGCAUGCGCACGUAGACAGCAGGAUGGACUUCAUGCAAAGCACUUUGGACCAGAUCCUGGAUGCAUUGACAAAGCCAGGAUUUCGGGCACCAGCUCAAUCGCCGUUGCCAUUAACGGCGAUGUCAGGCCCCUUUGCCGUACAAGCUGACACACAGCCAAGUGACACAUCUGCAGCAGCAGCACAGACUGUUGCAUCUCCUUCUUCGGGUCUAGUGGUGAUUGCUGCAUCACCACAACAACCUGUUCAGCCAACUGGACAGUCGCAAUGUCAAUGGUAUCCCAAGACCCCAAUGAAACCGCCUCUUGCCUUCUCAGGCGAGAGAAAGGACGAAAAACUCAACACAUGGUUGAGGACAAUCCCGGUUUGGGUGAAGGCCAAAAGGACCUUGCGUGAGGAUGAAGCGGUAACUGCAGCGUCUUACCUAGAGGGUAAGGCAGCCAAAUGGUUAGAUGGAGUAGUUGCGAAGGCCGGGUACGGGCAAUGCAUGGCGGAUUGGGCUAAGUUCUUGACUUUAGACCAAUUCAUGGAGAUGGUAGAAGCUCGAUGGCAUAACCCACAGGAGGCUCAAAGGGCCACUGAUGCCAUUAAUAAACUGGACCAAUGCAAGUUCAGGCUGCACCUACAGGACCGGGUACGACACCUUAGUAGACCAGUAGCAUCUACUUUGGCCGACAAAGAGCGCAUGAUUGUCACAGACUACAUCAAGGACGUAGUCUGUACCUUCUCCUAUGGAGGAGGAAAGCUUAACCAUAAGAUCUCGUUCUUGGUUAGCGAAGACCUGCCAUUCGAAAUGUUGUUAGGCAUGUWCUACCUCGAAGUUGCUAAGCCCCAGUUCGAUUGGGAUAAGAAGGUGCUUAAGCAUAAGUUGCCCGAUGGCCGAACUGUCAGAUUGACUAAGUUCAAGGCCAGCAGCAUUGUAGAUACCUAUGGCUGCUUGUGUGCAUCAGCGUUCUAUAAUUACUACAAGCAAAACGAAGAGAAAGGUAUGUACCUCGUUUACGUCUCUGAGAAGGGGAAGGCCGUUAAAACACCCCCUGAGAUAGAACGCGUCGUUGCUAAGUUCCCCGAUCUGUUCGAGGAGCCCACAGGAGUUGUUGAUAGGGAAGUCGUCCAUGCUAUAGAAAUCAUUCCAGGAAGUAAGACCCCAAAGGGAAGGAUCUAUAGGAUGACCCCUGCCGAGUUAGAUGAACUUCGGAAGCAACUCAAGGAACUGAUAGAGAAGGGUUGGAUUCGGCCUAGUACUUCCCCUUACGGAUCACCCGUUCUAUUCGUACCGAAGAAAGGGGGUACUUUGAGGAUGUGCAUUGAUUAUAGGGGCCUCAAUGCCAUCACGGUGAAAAACGCAGAGCCUCUACCUCACAUAGACGACCUACUGGAUAGGGUGCAGGGAUGCAAGUACUAUACAAAGAUAGACUUGAAAUCCGGAUAUCACCAGAUCGCAAUAAGACCUGAGGAUCAACACAAGACAGCUUUUCAGACUCGUUAUGGUAUGUAUGAGUUUGUAGUGAUGCUAUUUGGUCUAUGUAAUGAGCCGGGUACGUUCCAGCACGCUAUGAAUCGGAUCUUCCAUGACCAUUUAAAUAAGUUUGUCGUGGUCUACUUAGACGACAUUCUGAUCUUUAGUAAGUCUGUCGAGGAGCACGCACAGCAUGUUGAGACAGUUCUCUCACUCCUGCGACAACACAAGUAUAAGGUCAACUUAGAGAAGUGCGAGUUUGGCCGCACUAAGAUACUAUACUUGGGUCAUGAAGUAUCCGCGGAGGGAAUUAGGCCGGAAGAUGCGAAGGUGGCUAGUAUUCGAGACUGGCCACGACCUCAGAUAGUCACUGAGGUCAAAUCAUUCUUAGGAAUGUGCGGCUACUAUAGGAACUUCGUCAAGAACUAUUCUACAGUCGCCUCUCCUUUGACUGAUCUAACUCGACUUGACACACCAUGGGACGAUGGAAAAAAGUUGAGACCGAUUGAGUACAUGAGUAAGAAGAUGCCAUCGAAGAAGUUGGCUAAGUCCACCUACGAAAGGGAACUCUAUGCUCUCUACAAGGCACUUGUCCAUUGGAGACACUUCCUUCUAGGAAGGUUCUUCUAUCUGAGGACUGAUCAUCAGACCCUCAAAUGGAUCAAGACUCAACCGGCUCUUUCUGAUGCACUCAAGCGGUGGAUUGAUGUCAUAGACCAAUAUGACUUUAAGCUUGAGUACCUGAAGGGAGAGUAUAACAAGGUUGCAGACGCGCUAUCCCGUAGAGCAGACCACCUAGGUGCGCUAGUUUCUGAAUUUGGCGUAUCUAACGAAGUGACUCAAUCAUUGGUGGGAGCCUAUCAGGAAGACCCUGUCACGAUGGACAUCAUCCGCAAACUUAAGGCAAAAGACAAGGCCACAAAAAGUGAGUUUGUGAUGGUGGAUGGGCUAAUCUAUCUUGAUAAGGCCGGAGUAAAGAGAUUGGUAGUUCCAUCUAGUGAACAGUUGCGUAGUUUAUUUUUAGGAGAAUGUCAUGACGCAACUGGGCACUUUGGCUACAAGAAGUCGAGUGCUAACUUAGUACAACGAUUUUGGUGGCCCAGAAUGUUAGAUGACGCGAAGAAGUAUGUUGAGACCUGCCAGGUCCGUCAGCGGGACAAGCCGCGAACUCAAGCACCACUUGGGUUAUUGAAGCCGUUACCUAUUCGUGAUGGUCCAGAAUUGAGUGUUUCCAUGGAUUUCAUGGACACUCCUGUGACCAGCAAGAGUGGUAAGAGGCACAUCUUCGUCAUCAUUGACCGAUUCACCAAGUACGCUAGACUAAUACCAAUGCUAGAGACAGCCAGGACAGAAUACGCCAUCAAGUUGUUCAAGGACAACUGGGUAAGGGACUUUGGUUUACCAAAGACCAUCAUUAGUGACCGAGACGUCCGAUUUACAAGUGAGCUGUGGAAGAAGACUGCGGAACAGAUGGGCAGUCAACUUCAAAUGACUUCACGGAAUCAUCCCGAAGCCAACGGACAAGCCGAACAAAUGAAUAGAGUUGUACAGCACUUGCUGAGGCAUUACAUCAAGCCCAACCAGGAUGACUGGGAUGAGCAGUUACCUCUCAUCACCAGUCUGUACAACAACGCUAUACAUAGCAGUACCGACGUCAGUCCUAACCAGCUGCACUUAGGAUGGAAGCCUAGAUCAGCAUUAGACUUCCUCCUACCUGAAAACCGACCUGCUGCAACUCCAGGCACACUUGAAUACGGUGUGCAAUAUGAGAAGUUGCUGCAAGAGGCUGUUGAACAUAUGAAGAAGGCUCAGCAAGCCAUGAUUGCUUAUGAGAAUCAACAUCGCAGGCAGUCCACAUUUCAGGUAGGGGAACGUGUCUGGGUCAAGGCUAGUGAGUUAGGACAGGAAUUCAGAAUAUCUCGCAAACUAAUGCCCCAGUACUUUGGUCCUUGGGAAGUCUUGGAUGUAGUGGGAGAUGAAAUGGAUGGUCCUACGUACGUCAUUCGUGUCCCUGGUCAUCUACGCACUCACCCAGUCUUUUAUGCCUCAAACCUUGCACCUUUCGCUGAGACUGAUCAAUUCCCUUCCAGGAGAUCGAUGCUGCCCCCAACCAUGGAUGGACAAGUCGACAUCGACGACAUUGUGGAUCACAGGGAUAUGCCUGUUCCGAAGCCGCUGGGUCGAGGAAGACCUCCUAAACCCAAGAGGGAGUACCGGAUCAAAUUCAGGCAUCAUACGGAUCCUAAAGAAGAUCGGUGGUUUACCCGGGAGGAACUGAUGGAAACAGCUCCUCAGGUGGUGGCAGACUAUGAACGAAAGUUAAAAGGGAAGGCACCUGCGAAGUAAGCAUCUCAACGGACUUUCGAAGCUAAGGGGGAUGGAAUGUGAGGAUUGAGCCCUCAAGUAGGGGCCUUGCCAUGAUGUACAUGUUCUGGGCUAAGGCCCCAGCAAGCCUAGUGCCCGCCCUAAGUGAAGGCGGGCCAGCAAAUCAACAAGAGCCCUCUGU
This is a messenger RNA of Chara braunii, 4623 nucleotides long. The record is from the annotation of a GenBank genome assembly. NCBI's taxonomy places the organism in Eukaryota, Viridiplantae, Streptophyta, Charophyceae, Charales, Characeae.